AUGCUAAGCAAAAUCUCACAAUCGUGCAAAUCUUCUGCGAAACACUUCACGGCAAAGAAUGCAGCAAUUAAUUCCAACGAAUUAAUUAAUACUGUAUUCUACUUCUUCCUUCGACCAAAUACCACGAGCUCUUUUGCUGUUACAAAAGGCUCUCCAUCCAGGUUUAGAAGCAUCGGAAAAAAUCUCUUUUUAACAUUGAAAGCUUCUGAUUGGAUUGGAAGAAUUAGAAACAUCAUUCUUCCACCAUUAAUGGUGAGAAAUUAUAAAGGAAAGUCAAGAAGAGGCGAUUGGUCAGAAGAGAGCAUGAAAAAUGCGGUGGACUCGGUAGUUGAAGGAAAAAUGGGGUUUUGUCUAGCAGCGAAGACAUUUGCUGUACCUCAAACUACUUUGGAGAGAAAAGUGAAAGCCGUUCUUUUUUCUGUGGACGAAGAGAACGAGUUAUGCAGUCAUCUGUUAGAUAUGGAAAAGAGUCUUUACGGUCUAACGAGUAAAGAUCUUAGAGGCUUAGUCUACCAACUAGCAGUUUGUAAUAAUAAAUCACAUCCAUUUAAUGAUGAAAAUAAAAGAAGCUGGGAAAGACUGGGUGCAAGCGUUUUUAAAAAGACACCCAGAGCUUUCUAUAAGACAACCAGAAAGCACCUCGGCUGCACGUGCUGCCGGAUUCAACAAGCAGGCGCUCAAAAGGGUCGAAAGCAAGUUGGGGCCAUAACUUCCGCAGAAAGAGGUGCGACCAUCACGGUUGAAAUAUGUUUGAGCGCAAGUGGCCAGUAUAUGCCACCCAUGAUAAUAUUUCCCAGAAAGAGGAUGAAUCCGCAACUAAUGAUAAAUGCUGCACCUGGAGCUUGGGAAACUUGCAGUGAAUCUGGCUGGAUGACAGCGGAAUUAUUUCUGGAGUGGUUUAAAAAGUUCAUCAUUUUUAGUGGAGCAACACUCGAUCGUAAAGUUUUGUUGCUGUUAGAUGGACAUAAUUCUCACACGAAAAACCUUUAUGUCAUACGCGAAGCUCGAGCCCACGGGGUUAUCAUUUUAUGUUUUCCUCCACAUACUACUCACCGCCUUCUAGUUGCUGACGUAGUUUAUAUGAGACCGUUAAGCACGUAUUAUGAUCAACAAAUCACUACUUGGCUUCGCAACAAUUCAGGACUGGUCGUUACAGUUCAGCAAGUUGCCGAAAUAUUUGGAAAAGCUUUCAUUCAGGCGUCUACAAUGUCAACGGCUGCUGACUUGAUUCCAUCGCCUCAAGCUACAAUAGAGCCAGCUAACAAUCCGGAUUUAGCUGUCGCUUCUACUUCAACGGCGCCUUCCAUGAUCCCAAAAAAACGCACUUCAGAUAAAUCAACGUUUUCUGUUGUCAGUCCUGAACAACUACUGCCCGUUCCAGUAACAAGGAAAACUUCUCGCGCAUCUCGAAAACGAGGAAAAAAACAAAGAUGA
Leptopilina heterotoma is the source of this 1434-nucleotide messenger RNA. Its product is annotated as MFS-type transporter clz9-like. Gene Ontology annotation, molecular function: DNA binding. The transcript is spliced from 5 exons. The record is from RefSeq and is a predicted model, not a curated record. NCBI's taxonomy places the organism in Eukaryota, Metazoa, Arthropoda, Insecta, Hymenoptera, Figitidae. The coding region runs from base 1 to 1434 and encodes 477 amino acids. Gene Ontology annotation, cellular component: nucleus.